Molecule: messenger RNA, 851 nt
Organism: Camelina sativa (false flax)
Lineage: Eukaryota; Viridiplantae; Streptophyta; Magnoliopsida; Brassicales; Brassicaceae
Product: UPF0481 protein At3g47200-like
Source: RefSeq, a predicted model, not a curated record
UAAUCCAAAUUACAACAUUAUUUUAACAAAAAAAAAUUCAGAAGCUUAUAAAUCCCUUCAAUAGAAAUCUCGUUAUCACUAUCGACAACAUUCAUCAUGGCCCAGAACAAAUUAGUAGAGUUUUGGCAGAGACACCAAAAAACAUAACGAGGCUGGCCAGCGCAGACAAACUAGACAGUGCAGGGGUGGAUUUUGUGAAUAUGUACGAGGGAAGUGAUGUAUCAUUGGUGAUUAAAUUCGAGCGUGGAAUCUUGUUUUUGCCUUGUUUCACAGCAGAUGACUACACCGAGAGGGUUAUGAGAAAUUUAAUGGCACUUGAGCAAUGUCAUUACCCUCUCACUGCUUAUGUUUGUAACUACAUCGCCUUUUUGGAUUUCCUCAUCGACAGCGAGCAAGAUGUUGACUUGCUUGUCAAGAAAGGAAUUGUAAAGAACUCGUUUGGACAUAAAGAAUCGGUGGCAGAAAUGGUGAACAAGCUGUGUUUAGGGAUCGUGGAUUUUGGAUCUCACUACUACUUUUUAGCCGAAGCCCUCAACAAACACUACGACAAUCGUUUCAUCAGAUCUAUUGUUGCCACUUCGGUCGCCACUCUUCGGCGAAAUUAUUUCAGUGACUUUUGGACCGGAACUGCCACCGUCGCAUCCGUUGUUAUUGUCGUAUUGACUUUGAUUGGGACGGUGGCUUCCGUUCUCCAAGUGACGCAGAACGACAAUAAGUCUUUGCCGUCUCCGGCUCCGCCCCGAGGACUGUAAAUAAUAUAGUGUUCUUGUUAUACACGAAACUGUACUGUAUUUGUUUUUCUUUUUCUCCAACACAAUAAUGUCUUAAUAUAUAGUUUGUAUUUCUCUUAA